GCUGCCUCCAUGGAGAAGCUGGAGAAACAGCUCAUCUGCCCCGUCUGCUUGGAGAUGUUCUCAAAGCCCGUGGUCAUCCUGCCCUGCCAGCACAACCUCUGCCGCAAGUGUGCAAACGACAUCUUCCAGGCUGUUAACCCUCUGUGGCAGUCCCGUGGAUCCUCCAGCGUGCCGGCCAGCGGGGGUCGCUUCCGCUGUCCAUCGUGCCGCCAUGAGGUGGUGCUGGACCGCCAUGGAGUUUACGGCCUGCAGAGGAACCUGCUGGUGGAGAACAUCAUAGACAUCUACCAACAGCAGGAAAACAGGCCUGUAAAGUCUGAGCAGCAGCAGCAGCAGCUGAUGUGUGAGGAACACGAGGAGGAGAAGAUCAACAUCUACUGUCUCUCCUGCGAGACACCAACCUGCUCCAUGUGCAAAGUGUUUGGACAGCACAAGGACUGUGACGUCGCGCCGCUCAGCAGCGUCUACAAGAGACAGAAGACGGAGCUGAGUGACGGCAUCGCCAUCUUAGUAGCCAGUAAUGACCACAUCCAGGCGAUCAUCUCUCAGAUGGAGGAGGUCUGCCAGACCAUAGAGGAGAACGGUCGACGACAGAAGGAGCAGCUGGUCGACCGUAUUGACAGCCUGGUGGCCAUCCUGGAGGACAGGAAGAGGGAUCUGGUGGGCCUGAUUGCCAAACAACAGGACGAGAAGCUCAAAUACGUACGCUCCCUCAUUCAUCGGCACGGUGAUCACCUGGAGGCGGCAGUCAAGCUGGUUGAGUCGGCCAUACAGUCCAUGGAGGAACCGCACAUGGCUUUGUUUAUGCAGAGUGCCAAGGCGAUAAUGGAAAAAAUCGGAACUACAGCCAAGGCACAUAAGGUGGAGCGUCCAGAGGUGGGUUAUGAGAGUAUGAGCCACUUCAACAUCAACACAGACGAUGUUGCUGAAAUGCUCAGGAACAUGGACUUCUGCUCAGGCUUGGGGGAUGAUGGAGAAGAGGAUCCAGAGGAAGGAGGAGGGGAUUCAGAACCUGACUACUGCUCCAGAUAUUAAGACAAAGAGCCCUCCAAGGCAGGGCCUUCACGAGUUUUGGCCAUUUAAAACCAGUUUCUUAGAUCUAGAAUAGAUUUAUGUAGGUCAUGUCCCUCUGAAAUGGCAAAAGUGAUUUAGCCUAGCACCUUUGUAAUGUGUCACGUUCAACUGUUCUUUAUGAGGCAAAAAUAUUUCAAACCAGUGGCGUGAAGCUUUGAAACAUCUCAGACUG
Molecule: messenger RNA, 1246 nt
Organism: Myripristis murdjan (pinecone soldierfish)
Lineage: Eukaryota; Metazoa; Chordata; Actinopteri; Holocentriformes; Holocentridae
Gene: trim54
Product: tripartite motif containing 54
Exons: 9
Coding region: 10-1035 (341 amino acids)
Biological process (GO): regulation of microtubule cytoskeleton organization
Cellular component (GO): cytoplasm
Molecular function (GO): zinc ion binding
Source: RefSeq, a predicted model, not a curated record